AUGAAGACAUAUGAAGCUUGCACUCGCAGAGGAAUGUGGUGCGCUAGUGAAAUGAAGAGACAGAGAAACGAACUUGAUGAAGUUACCAUUACCCUUAGAGCCCUUGGCAUGUUCUGUAAGCAACUUCAACUACCUUUGUCUCAUAACAUCGAUGAAGUUACCCUUACCCUUGCUGUCAAGGGGACCCCAAACCCGGAGGACAAAUUCACGGUUUCUUGGAAUACUAUUCUUUCGGGGUUUCGAACAAGUGAAGGUGCAUUGAAUUUUGCUCAUAGGAUGAAUUUUAAUGGAGUUGUUUUUUAUCUAGUGACCUAUACUACGAUUCUUGCUUUUUGUGCGGAUCAUGAAGAUUUUCUAUUUGGAUUACAACUGCAUUAUCUUAUAUUUAAGUCUGGUUUAGAUGGUGAUAUUUUUGUUGGAAAUGCACUUAUAAGUAUGUAUUCGAGGUUGAGGCGGUUAAUAGAAGCUAGGAGUGUGUUUGAUGAAAUGGCGAAUGAGGAUCUGAUUUCAUGGAAUGCAAUACUAUCAGGUUACUCUCAAGAGGGAAAUCAUGGCCUUGUGGCGAUUUUUGUCUUUAUUGAGAUGGUGGCAGAAGGGAUGGGGUUAGGUCAUGUCUCAUUUACUAGUGCAGUUUCAACUUGCGGACAUGAAAUGAAUUUAGAACUUGGGAAACAGAUACAUGGCUUGGCAAUUAAAUCUGGAUAUGGAAGUCAUGUUUCAGUUUGUAAUGUAUUGAUCUCGACAUAUUCAAAGUGUGAGGUUACUGAAGAUGCAAAAUUAGUCUUUCAGUGCAUGAAUGAUCGCAACGUAGUGAAGUUGGUGGAGGAAGGCGAAAUGAUUCAUGGGUAUUGCAUAAAGACUGGCUUUUUAUCAAAGCAUAAUGUUUGCAACAGCUUGAUCACCAUGUAUGCUAAGCUUGAGUCCAUGCAUGACUCCAUCGAAGUUUUUGAGGAGCUAAACAUCAUGGAGUUAGGCGGCCUGGGCGGUUCUAGGAGGCGCCAAGGGGGCCGGGGCGGUUCUAGGCGGCGCCUAUGCGGCCUGGGCGGUUCUAGGCUGCGAGGAGGAAUGUGGUGCACUAGUGAAAUGAAGAGACAGAGAAACGAACUCAAUGAAGUUACCGUUACCCUUAGAGCCCUUGACAUGUUCUGUAAGCAACUUCAACUACAUUUGUCUCAUAACAUCGAUGAAGUUACCAUUACCCUUGCUGUCAAAGCCUGUCAAGGGGACCCCAAACCCGGAUGCCAGAUUCACGGGUUUGCAGUUUCUUCUGGGUUUGCUUCGUAUACUACGAUUUCAAAUUCUUUGAUGUGUAUGUACACCAAAGCUGGACAGUUUGAUGGUCCCUUACUUAUCUUUGAGACUAUGUGCUAUACUGAUAUAGUUUCUUGGAAUACUAUUCUUUCGGGGUUUCGAACAAGUGAAGAUUUUCUAUUUGGAUUACAACUGCAUUCUCUUAUAUUUAAGUCUGGUUUAGAUGGUGAAGUUUUUGUUGGAAAUGCACUUAUAAGUAUGUAUUCGAGGUUGAGGCGGUUAAUAGAAGCUAGGAGUGUGUUUGAUGAAAUGGCGAAUGAGGAUCUGGUUUCAUGGAAUGCAAAACUAUCAGGUUACUCUCAAGAAGGAAAUCAUGAGCUUGGGGCGAUUUUUGUCUUUAUUGAGAUGGUGGGAGAAGAGAUGGGGUUAGAUCAUGUCUCAUUUACUAGUGCAGUUUCAGCUUGCGGACAUGAAAUGAAUUUAGAACUUGGGAAACAGAUACAUGGCUUGGCAAUUAAAUCAGGAUAUGGAAGUCAUGUUUCAGUUUGUAAUGUAUUGAUCUCGACAUAUUCAAAGUGUGAGGUUACUGAAGAUGCAAAAUUAGUCUUUCAGUGCAUGAAUGAUCGCAACGUAGUGUCUUGGACAACUAUGAUUUCAAUAGACGAAGAAGAUGCCAUCUCUCUAUUUAAUGAGAUGAGAUUGGAUGGAGUAUAUCCAAAUGAUGUUACAUUUGUUGGACUAAUCCAUGCUAUAUCAAUUAGGAAGUUGGUGGAGGAAGGCAAAAUGAUUCAUGGGUUUUGCAUAAAGACUGGCUUUUUAUCAAAGCAUAAUGUUUGCAACAGCUUGAUCACCAUGUAUGCUAAGCUUGAGUCCAUGCAUGACUCCAUCAAAGUUUUUGAGGAGCUAAACUGCAGAGAAAUCAUAUCGUGGAAUGCUUUGAUUUCAGGGUAUGCUCAGAACGGGCUGUGUCAAGAUGCACUAAAAACAUUCUUGGUAGCAACUAUGGAGCCGAAGCCAAACAAUUACACAUUUGGUAGUGUGUUGAGUCCAAUUGUGACUGGCCCAAUUAUCGCAGGUGCUCUUCUUGACAUGUAUGCAAAACGAGGAAGCAUUUGUGAGUCCAAAAGAGUUUUCAGUGAGACGCCUCGUAAAAGUCAGUUAGCUUGGACUGCAAUAAUAUCUGCAUUUGCUGGGCAUGGAGACUAUGACUUAGUGAUAGAAUUGUUCAAGGAGAUGGAGAGAGAAGGGGUAAGACCUGAUUCAGUCACAUUUCUUUCUAUACUAGCAGAAUGCAGCAGAAAUGGAAUGGUGGAGAUGGGCCGUCACCUCUUUCAUUCAAUGGUGAAAGACUAUCAUAUUGAACCAUCUCCUCAACAUUAUUCAAGUAUGGUGGACAUGUUGGGACGUGCAGGGAAAUUGGAGGAAGCAGAGAAAUUGAUGAGUCAGAUCCCGGGACAGCCAGGGUUUUCGUUGUUGCAAAGCCUACUUGGGGCUUGCCGGAUCCAUGGGAAUGGGGAGAUGGCGGAGAGAGUAAAUCAUUACACUUUCCAGCCUGUACUAUCAUUCCAUCUCUCAUGA
Prunus armeniaca (apricot) is the source of this 2829-nucleotide messenger RNA. NCBI's taxonomy places the organism in Eukaryota, Viridiplantae, Streptophyta, Magnoliopsida, Rosales, Rosaceae. The record is from the annotation of a GenBank genome assembly.